CUCCUCUAAUUUCUAUUAAUUAUGACUUGAAAUGAGUGAGACUUUGUUGAUUUCCGAUUGGAGACAUAGCAUACGGUGUAGCCUACUGGAGCUCAUCAACUGGACUCAACUACAGCAUUGAAAAUCCUCACUACAGAACAAAUAGUCAGACCAUCAUUACUACAGCUUUAUUGCAUCUUUGCCUUUCGUCCUUCUGUCUGUCCACUUCUGCGUUGGUAUUUUUGCUCGAACAGCAAACUUAGAGAAUGGAUGGGCUGCUGCGAUGCACCACACCCAACUCUAACCUGGUAUUCAGACACCCUCCAUUGCUGUCCUCCUCCCCUUUUGCUACCCUUUCACUUCACAAGGCUAGGUUAUCCUAGCCGCCGGCAGUACCAAAUAAUUUUGCCCUCAAUUUCACUCUUGGCCACCGCUUCUUUUCAAACACGGCCAACCCCUCGGUGCGUUCUUCAUCUGCGUCUGAUGGAACUAGAAAGGUAAUCCUUUUAACCUUCUGAAAUGCUAAUUCCUGCCAUCCAUUUUGAGAGAAUGCGUUGCUCCAUGUCUCUUCCUUAUUUUGUUCAAAACUUACACCUGCUUGUGAUAUGUCUCUAACCUUGAAUAAGCUACGAGAAUCUUCUCAUUGAUCUUGAAACUCACAGGAUGUUUUAGAUUUUAUUGAGGCUGAAUGAUGGACUUGUUAUAGAAGCAGUCGUGAUACCAUGUGAUAGAGAGGUAGGACGACAGUUGUCAGUUCUGCUACACUGGCAGGAACCACUUUAGGCUAUAUGAUCUUCAUGUUUCUUGGCUGCUUCAUGCUGCAUUUCCUUGAUCGAUUUUGCAGGAUGAGGCAGCCGAGAUAGUAGAGCAAGCUGUAUUUGCAAGGCAUCUGCUCACAAGUGAAGUUGGUUGUAUCACUAACGUGGUCUUCAUAGUAGUUGUAGUCUCAACUGUCAACAUAACUUCAGAUUUAGAUGAUCUAAAGUGGUUCCUGAAACAAACUGAUUUUAAUUUUAAAUGGCUGCUACUUUUUGAUGAUCCGCAGGGAAUGGAAGAACCUCUUCAGAACAUUGAAAAUGUAAUAAAAGUACAUAAUGGUGGAUGAGCAAGGACUUCAGUUCAGCCCCCGGAAGGCCACUGUUUCUGCAGGCGGGCUUGUUCCCGAACUCGAGCGAUUUCUCCAUGAAUCGAACUCUGCUUUGGCUGUCAGUCUAAAUGCAACAACUGAUGAGGUAAGAAACUGCAUCAUGCCAACUGCAAGCAUAAUAUCGGCUUGCUUCUCGACACACUGCAUCAGGAGCUUCAAUUCUAGAACAAGUACAAAGUGCUGUUGUUGGAGUAUGUAAUGCUUGCUGGUGUAGCUGACAGCGUUGAGGAUGCAAGGAAGUUGAUCUAUCUAGUUAAAGGCAUUCCGUGCAAGAUUAAUCUCAUUCAGUUUAAUCCUCACUGUGGCUCCCAAUUCAGACCAACCAGCAUGGACAGAAUGAUCGAGUUCCGUAAUCUACUAGCACAAGGAAACUGCUCAUUGUUAGCAGAGCAGAGGUGAGGACCAGAUGGCUGCUUGCGGGGAGCUGGGGCUUGGGAAGCCCAGGACAUUCCAGGCUUCUGUCCUCCGAGUCCCUGAGCAGUUCCAGGCUUCAUGUUAAUGAUAUUAUUAUUAUUAUUAUGAAUUUAACAUAGAAUUAGUGAACGAUGUUUGCAUGUUUGUACUUUGUAUGCUAGUUAAAGACCAAAUCGAAAAUAUUCUUUUUUUUUUUGGUAAAAAUCGAAAAUAUUCUGAUUCGUCAAUCCUCAUAAUUGGUACUUACAGAAGAGAGGAGUUUUAUAUGCCUUGCGCAUCACGAAAGCAGGUUUUCUGU
Messenger RNA from Linum tenue, 1838 nucleotides. The record is from the annotation of a GenBank genome assembly. NCBI's taxonomy places the organism in Eukaryota, Viridiplantae, Streptophyta, Magnoliopsida, Malpighiales, Linaceae.